This is a messenger RNA of Sus scrofa (pig), 3954 nucleotides long. The record is from RefSeq and is a predicted model, not a curated record. Lineage: Eukaryota; Metazoa; Chordata; Mammalia; Artiodactyla; Suidae.
AAGAGGUUGUGGUCCAGCCUCCAUUGUAUCAGUCUGCGACGAAUGCAGCUCCAGGUCAGGACCAAGCUCCACAUCCAACAUUGCCCAACCCCCCGGUUCAGCCUUUGGACGUGGUGCUUACUGUGACUCCAGAACCUACCACGGAGGUUGAGCAUCCUACAACUCCCCCUCCAAACCCCACUGAGGGGACGCUUCCACGUCCAGAGCAGGUUCAGCAUCAGCAUCCAACCUUGACUGAAGUCACGGUUCAGCCUCUGGACCUGGGACUUAGCAUAACGACGGAACCCACGAAGGAGGAGGAACCUUCUCCAGCCACGCAGGAGACCCUAACCCAGCCUCCCGUAAGUCAGAGCCAAACAGUUCUAACACCACAUCAGGGUCAGGCUGAGCUUCCAACGUCACCCAGUGUCACAGGUAAGCCUGUGAACCAGGAGCCUAGCACAACUGCAGAACCCAGCACAGAGGCUGAACAUUCUACAGGCCUGCAGCAGACUACAGCUCCCCCUAUAGAACACCCUGAGGCGACACGUCCACAUGCAGACCUGACUCAAGUCACAGUUCAACCUGUGGAACUGACUGAAACUACAGGAUCCGGUGUGGAGGCUGAACCUUCUCCAACCGAGCAAGAGACCCCACCUCAGCCUCCAGAGCCAUUGCAUCAGGAGGUGACAGUUCCAGCUCCAAGUGAGGAUCAAAGUCAGGAGCCUACCACCACUCUACACCCUACUGCAGAGGCUGAACCUUCUACAGUCCUGCAAGAGACGACAUCUCCCGCUCCAGAAUACCCUGCGGUGACACUUCCUUACCCAGGCCUGACUCAAGUCACAGCUCCACCUGUUAGCAUAACUUCUCAACCAGGGUCAACUGAGACAAUCCUUCCUUCUGCGCAGUCUUCGGUGGUGCACUCCGCCCAAUACCCCCCAGAAAAGGAGCAGUCAGAACAGAAUGUCGUCACAGAGCACGUCGACAUAUGUGAGCUGUGCACCUGCAGAAAUGAGACGCUGUCGUGCACUGGACUCAGCCCAAAUCAGAGGCUCCGCAGUGUGCCUGUUCUAGGGCCCAAGAGCUACAACCACACCUUCACCGUCUUAGAUUUCCAAGGAAACGCUAUUUCUUACAUUGAUGGGAAUACAUGGAAGGCAUUCCAGUGGGUUGAGACACUGGACUUAUCCUGCAACAAAAUACAAUCUAUUGAAAGACGUACAUUUGAAUCGCUACCUUUUUUGCAAUAUGUAAAUCUUGGUUGCAAUUUAAUCACAGAAGUGAGCUUUGGAACGUUUCAAGCCUGGCAUGGAAUGCAGUUUUUACACAAGUUAGUUCUCAGCCAUAAUCCUUUGACAACAGUUGAAGAUUCGUAUCUUUAUAAAUUACCAGCGCUGAGAUACUUAGACCUGGGAACAACACAAGUGUCACUUACAACGGUUGAAAGUAUCCUCAUGAUGACCCUUGAAUUGGAAAAGCUGAUCUUGCCUAGCCAUAUGGCCUGCUGCCUCUGCCAAUUUAAAAACAGCAUUGAAGUUGUCUGCAAGACGGUCAAGCUGCAUUGUGACAGAUGCCUGCAAAACAGCGCGCGUUGUGAUAAAGAAACAUCUCUAGGGCACGCAGAAGGAUCGUUCAUGAAGGUGCUACAAGCCCGGAAGAAGAACACCAGCACCGAGCUGAUUAUUGAGCCAGAGAGGCCGUCCUCAGGCAGAAGUCGUGUCAGCUUGUCGAGCUUCAUGGAUGAGCAGCCGGACUUUAGUGAUGAAAGUGAUGUUAUCAGUGCACUCAACUACAUCCUGCCGUAUUUCUCCGAGGGAAAUCUAGAAGACGCAGAAUCCACCUUGCUGCCAUUCAUCCAGCUUCUCUUUUCAAAUGUAGCAGAGGCAGACAUCCCACCGGGCCAUUUGAAGACCCCCACCGGGGACCCCUCUGUUAAACCUGAAUCCAGUAUUUCAACUUAUAAAACUAAAUUGAGGCAACUCCGUUUUCUGGAAAAUUUGUUAGAUGCAGAAAUUCAGGAAAAAAUUGAUGACGUUCUAAGGAAAGAAAAAGCUGCCAUGCUUAUACAGUCCAACGUGUUAAGUCCCCAACUGAGACGCCACAUCCUUCGAGAGAAAUUGGAAACCGCCCGACAACAGGAGAAGAGCCUCGAAGAGGUUGAGAGCGCAGAAAAAAGGCCGCCGAAGGUGAACAGGGUCCUCGAGGGCCCAAGGGGCAUAAAGAAAAGGCACUUCAGAGAAAUGAGAAGGCAGAGCCCCAGGGGCAAAGAGAAUGCCCAGCCACUGGUGGAGAACGCUGCCAGAGGAAGCAAGCUCAGGGGGCCCUCCGCCAGGGAACUGGCCCAGCUGCACGUGGCGCAGAGGCCCGGGAAGCUAGUGGCAAACUCCUUGGAAAAAGAGGCUUUACUCCUAAAGGAACGUAAAGCAGAAGUCUCUUCUUUCCUGAAACAGUACUCGAGGGGCAGGCCUGCUGCCUCUAUCCAUCCAGAAGCCCCAGGAAAGGUCAAAAAGAAAUCAAAGGACUUAUCGAACACUCUUUUGGUUUUAGAAGAUGCUAAUGCAAGAGUCAAAAAUAUGAAGACUUCUAAAACAGUCUCACAUCCCAGGAAAAUAUACUCCUUCCGCAACUCUCACUCUCCUUUGCUUCACAGAACGGCCGUUCCCAAAAAGGGCCAGGGGUUCCCAGGCAAAAUCUCAAGCUACAGAUCGCUGUUUGCAUUGAGGCCUCCGUCCUCUGCAGUGAGGAGCCUCAUAAAUUCCCCUUCACUGGAGGCUUCGUCGCCUUCAGGAGAACCCAGUUCUCAGGAAAAGCCUUCUCCACAAUCCUUUUCUCCUUCAGAGCCUUCUACAGAAAACGUCAUCUCAGAAAACAAUACUCCACAGGUUGUUUUUGAAGAACUUACUACUGCUUCAGGCACAACUACUCUGUCGGGCACUCUCCCUGCAAGCACCGCCCAGAGCACUCUUCCUUCAGGAUAUUCUGCUGUUCCUGCAGACAACGUUAUGCCUACUGAUCAACACACCCACAAAAUACAGUGGGAGUACCACGGUGUGGGCACUGACGUGGCCUCCAAGCCCACAAGCUUCAUUGCCCCAGGAGUUCCCUCCCCGGGGACUCAGUUUGAAGCUCAGCUGAACCAGCAGCUGCAGUCCCUCAUCCCCAACAAUGACGUGAGGGGGCUCAUUUCUCAUGUUAUCCGGACGUUGAAGAUGGACUGCUCUGAGCCCCAAGUGCAGCUGGCCUGUGCCAAGCUCAUCUCCAGGACAGGCCUCCUGAUGAAGCUUCUCAGUGAGCAGCAAGAAGCAAAGGUGUCCAAGGCAGAAUGGGAUACGGACCAGUGGAAAACCGAGAACUACAUCAACGAGAACACAGAAGCCCAGGGGGAACAGAAGGAGUCGAGUGAGCUCCCCAAAGAAGUUCCCGGAUAUGGCUAUAAUAACAAGCUCAUCUUGGCGAUAUCUGUGACUGUAGUGGUGAUGCUUUUGAUUGUAAUUUUCUGUCUCAUCGAGGUCUGUUCUCGUAAGAGGGCAUUGCGGGAAGGGAACGUAGGACGCAAAAGGGGCUUUUUCGGCUUUCUGCUGCGUAAGAGACGCUCGGGGGAGAGCGAGAGCGAGAGGGAGGGCUUCUUUUGGAGAAGGCGGCCACUCUGGCUUCAGGAUAUGUACAGACCUCUCAACGCCACACGCAAGAAAAACAUGGCCCAGAAGCUACACGACAAGGAGUCUUCUGAUGAGGAAGAGGUCCUCCAUGCGGGUGCGGGGGAGGUCAGUGAAGCCCCAGCAGAUGCGGUUCUGACCAUAGAAUCGGACGUGGAAGACCUGGGUGAGGAGAGUGACGCGGCACCUGAGGUUCCCCCGAGUGAGCCCCGUCCUGGCUCAGGCCGCCUACACGUGUGUGUAUAGCACCAGAUUCUAGGAAUUGCUUGUAAAAUAUGUUUGUUGUUGUUCUAGUAAAAUGUACAUUCACAACCAA